CCCACAGCACUAAGAGAAACAACAUUAAUUUUUUUCUUUUGCUCAAAGGUGAGAGAGAGAGAGAGAGGAGGGAGAAAAACAAACGACACAAGAGACAGAGAGACCUUGUUGAAUUGAGUGGUAUUCCAACGUCGAAAGCAGAUAGAGAAUCUGCGUCCAAGACACAGCUUUCUUUUCAUCUGACAAAACAAAAUUGACAGCUGUAUGUAUAUAAGCUUGUACGGUUAGUGGGGUUGGAACAUUGCAAUUUGCAACAAACUAGCUAUGUGUUUGUUUAUCUUAUAUUAAUUCAUGUUUAUGUUUCUUCAACUCCUUCCUGUGCAGAAUUUUCAUGUUUUGGAAAGUGUUCUGUUUCUGUGAUAUUUUCUAUCUUCUUCAGCUUCUGUAUUAGAAGGAGUAAAAGACAUAAAUAACAAAGGCUUUUCUGUGUAGAAUGGGUGCAGUUUGUUGGCCAUAUUUUGAUCCUGAGUAUGAGAAUUUCAGCAACAGAAUCAACCCUCCAAGGGUAUCAGUGGACAAUUCUAGUUGCCAUAACUGUACACUAAUCAAGUUUGAUAGUGUUAACAAACCUGGAAUUCUGCUGGAAGUUGUGCAAAUUUUGACAGACCUUGACUUUAUAAUUACCAAAGCUUACAUAUCUUCUGAUGGGGGAUGGUUCAUGGAUGUAUUUCAUGUCACGGAUCAGCAUGGGAAAAAGAUAACAGAUGACAAAACCAUUGACCUCAUUGAAAAGGCUCUAGGACCGAAAAGCCAGAGUAAAGAAGGAGUGAAGAGUUGGACCGGAAAACGGGUUGGGGUGCAUUCCGUUGGCGAUCAUAUAGCCAUUGAGCUAAUCGGGAGAGACCGCCCCGGUCUCUUGUCUGAGAUCUCAGCUGUUCUUGCCAGCCUCCAUUUUAACGUGGUUGUAGCUGAAGUUUGGACUCAUAACCGAAGAAUAGCUUGCGUCCUUUAUGUCAAUGAUGGUACGAGAAAAGCCGUGGACGAUCCAAAAAGAUUGUCUCUUGUGGAGGAGCAGCUCAAUAACAUCUUACGCGGAUGCGAGGAUGGUGAUAAAGUUGCUAGUAGAACUAGUCUCUCCAUGAGUUUCACCCAUAUCGAUAGGCGACUCCACCAGAUGUUGUUUGCUGAUCGAGAUUAUGAAAGUUCUGGAGUAACCACGACAGAAAGUGAAUGUCCUCCCUCUUUCUGGCCAAAAAUAGCGAUAGAAUGUUGCGAGGAAAAAGGUUACUCAGUGGUUAGUGUCAGGUGCAAAGAUCGCGCAAAACUCAUGUUUGACAUUGUUUGCACUCUUACUGAUAUGCAAUAUGUUGUUUCCCAUGCCACAAUCUCAUCAGACAAACCUUAUGCAUCCCAGGAAUACUUUAUUCGGCACAUGGACGGAUGCACGCUUGAUACAGAAGGAGAGAAAGAAAGGGUCAUCAAAUGCAUCGAAGCUGCUAUUCAAAGAAGAGUAAGCGAGGGUGUGAGCCUUGAGUUGUGUGCAAAGGAUAGAGUGGGAUUGCUGUCUGAAGUAACAAGGAUUCUAAGAGAGAAUGGCCUGACAGUUUGUAGGGCAGGUAUAUCAACUAGAGGGGAGCAAGCACUUAAUGUCUUCUAUGUGAGGGAUGCAUCAGGGAACUCAGUGGACAUGAAAACUAUAGAAGCUCUUCGUAAAGAAAUAGGCAAGACAAUGAUGGUAGAUGUUAAGAAGGUACCAACCUAUGACAAAGAACCAGAGACAAAAGGAUGGGCUAAAACUAGCUUCUUCUUUGGUAACUUGUUGGAAAGGUUCUUGGCUUAACAAUCAUGCAUCUAGUUUUGGUUAUUAAUAAAGAGGCAUCAUGAUGUAUAGAAGAAUAAAUCUGUGUGUCUCAAGCAUAGGCAGUGCUUGGACUUUGGCCCCUUUUUGUGUAUCAGAAUAAUGCUUGUAACUUAUAUUUCGCGUCCUAUAUCUUCCUGUUUCUGUUUA
Molecule: messenger RNA, 1948 nt
Organism: Lathyrus oleraceus (garden pea)
Lineage: Eukaryota; Viridiplantae; Streptophyta; Magnoliopsida; Fabales; Fabaceae
Product: ACT domain-containing protein ACR3
Exons: 8
Coding region: 434-1780 (448 amino acids)
Source: RefSeq, a predicted model, not a curated record